Messenger RNA from Mesitornis unicolor (brown roatelo), 2427 nucleotides. RefSeq names its product extracellular leucine-rich repeat and fibronectin type III domain containing 2 (gene ELFN2). Gene Ontology annotation, molecular function: protein binding. Gene Ontology annotation, cellular component: plasma membrane. The transcript has a single exon. NCBI's taxonomy places the organism in Eukaryota, Metazoa, Chordata, Aves, Mesitornithiformes, Mesitornithidae. The coding region runs from base 1 to 2427 and encodes 808 amino acids. The record is from RefSeq and is a predicted model, not a curated record.
AUGAGGGCACCAUUGCAGACCAUGAUGUGCCUGGGGUUGUGGGCAGCUGCCCUACUCUGCUUGUUUUCCCCUGGCACCGUGCGAGGUGACUGCUGGCUGAUCGAGGGGGACAAAGGUUAUGUGUGGCUGGCCAUCUGCAGCCAGAACCAGCCCCCGUACGAGACCAUCCCCCAGCAUAUCAACAGCACUGUGCAUGACCUGCGUCUGAAUGAGAAUAAGCUCAAAGUGGUGUUGUACUCCUCCCUCAACCGCUUCGGGAACCUGACUGAUUUGAACCUGACUAAGAAUGAGAUCUCCUAUAUUGAGGAUGGGGCUUUCAUGGGCCAGUCAAAUCUCCAGGUCUUACAGCUGGGCUACAACAAACUCACCAACCUUACAGAGGGCAUGUUGCGGGGCAUGGCCCGUCUCCAGUUUCUCUUUGUGCAGCACAACCUAAUUGAGCUGGUCACUCCUACUGCCUUCUCUGAGUGCCCCAGCUUGAUUAGCAUUGACCUGUCAUCUAACCGUCUCAGCCGUCUGGAGGGGAACACUUUCACCAGCUUGAGCAAUCUGAUGGUGUGCGAGCUGGCUGGCAACCCCUUCAACUGCGACUGUAGCCUCUACAGCUUUCUUAACUGGCUGGCACUCUUCAACAAUGUCACCAAGAACUAUGACCGGCUCCAGUGUGAGACUCCACGGGAAUUUGCUGGGUACCCACUCCUGGUACCUCGGCCUCACCACAACCGCAAUGCCAUCACCAUCUUUCAGUCCAUGUGCAGAGGUGGCACCAUCCCCUCGCUCUCCAGGGUCAACCCCACCCCUUAUACCCCUGACUCUCAGCGAGACCUGGAUGAAGGCUCAGCUAUCAGCCCUGGGGACUUCCUCUCAGUCAAACCUCCUGCCUCCUCCACCACUGACUCCUCCUUCAGUCCCAGCAUUAAGCUCCAUGAUGUCACCAUCACCUCAGCUAUCCUGAUGGUAACCAUUCCCAUGCCCUACAGUAAGAUGUAUGUGCUGGUCCAAUACAACAACAGCUAUGUUUCUGACAUAGCAACACUGAAGAGCAAGAAGGAAUAUGUCACUGUCAACAAGCUGAAGGCCCACACUGAUUAUACGUUCUGUGUGGCCUCCAUCCGCAACAACAGGCGCUACAAUCACACUUGCUUGACCUUUGCAACCCGGAGCAAAGGCAGGGAAGACCCUAUUUCCAGUACUUCCACCACCACUCACUAUAUCAUGACCACCCUGGGUUGUCUCUUUGGGAUGGUCAUUGUCUUGGGGGUGGUGUACUACUGUCUGCGGAAGCGGAGGAUGCAGGAGGAGAAGCAGAAGUCCCUCAAUGUCAAAAAGACCAUUCUGGAAAUGCGUUAUGGAUCAGAUAUUGAUACCAGUACCAUGGUCCAUCCUUCUCAAAAGCUGGGUGAGCCACCAGUCAUCCCUGUCUCACGGAUGUCCUCCAUCCCUUCCAUGAUUGGGGAGAAGUUGCCCCCAUCAAAGUCAAUGGAAGCAGGGUUGGAGACUCCUAAAGUCACCACUAAAGGUAACUACAUUGAGGUGCGGACUGGUGGUGGGGAUGGGCUGGAGCGAACCCAGCGGGAUGAAGACCUGAGGGAGCUUGACAAUGGGCAAGGCUCAGCUGCUGAGAUCUCUACUAUAGCCAAGGAGGUAGACAAGGUCAACCAGAUCAUCAACAACUGCAUUGAUGCUCUCAAGCUGGACACAGCCUCGUUCCUGGGUGGUGGGACUGGUGUUGACUCAGACAUGGCCUUUGAGUGCCAGUCCAUCCCAGCAGGUUCCUCGGGUGGGCUAGAGCGGCCCAGCUUUCUUUCCCCACCCUACAAGGAAAGUUCUCACCACCCUUUGCAGCGCCAGCUCAGUGCUGAUGCUGCUGUGGCCAGAAAAACCUGCAGCGUCUCCUCUAGUGGCUCCAUCAAGAGCGCCAAGGUCUUCAGUUUGGAUGUGCCUGACCACCCACCACUCAGCAAGUCUGACUCCAAAUACAUUGAGAAGGGCAGCCCACUCAACAGCCCUUUGGAUCGUCUUCCCUUGGUGUCCCCAGGCGCCAUCCACCACUUGGAGGUCAAGCCUUCUUACCAUUGCAGUGAGCACCGUCACUCCUUCCCGGCCCUGUACUAUGAGGAAAGUGCUGACACCUUGAGCCAGCGGGUGUCAUUCCUCAAGCCACUCUCCCGGUCCAAGCGAGACUCCACGUACUCCCAGCUCUCCCCAAGACACUACUUCUCGGGCUACUCCUCCAGCCCUGAGUACUCAUCAGAGAGCACCCACAAGAUCUGGGAGCGAUUCCGGCCUUACAAGAAGCACCACAGGGAGGAGGUUUACAUGGCGGCUGGGCAUGCCCUGCGGAAGAAAGUUCAGUUUGCCAAGGACGAGGAUCUGCAUGACAUCCUGGAUUACUGGAAAGGAGUCUCUGCUCAGCAGAAGCUGUGA